Molecule: messenger RNA, 7398 nt
Organism: Sebastes umbrosus (honeycomb rockfish)
Lineage: Eukaryota; Metazoa; Chordata; Actinopteri; Perciformes; Sebastidae
Gene: tmem94
Product: transmembrane protein 94
Exons: 32
Coding region: 513-4673 (1386 amino acids)
Source: RefSeq, a predicted model, not a curated record
UUGCUAAAUAUGCUAAGCUGGCAAGAGGAUAACCAGUGUUAUACAGGCCUGGUUUUGCAUUGUUCCUCGCAUCAAAAGAGCCCCCCCACACCCACUAUGUCUGGCCUCUUUCAACCCCCCCCCUUCUCUCUCUGUAGUCGGGGUUUUGUUGCCUAGUUCCCCAGCCAGCCGCUGAACUGAAAUGAACUGAAUGAGGCUCAGUCCACGCCAGAGAGGCACCCACACUUGGUGUGUUUGAAUUAAAGUCCAGCUGGCAGCGUGCACUGACGCUGGGCUCUGUUGACUGCAGCCCAGUGACGAGGGAAAUUUGGGUGAGGUCUUGCAGCAUCUCCAGCUCUCUCUCCUGACUGUAGACAUGAGCAGGCUCCAGUUAGGACUUCAUUCACAUCUUUAGAACUAGUUUCUGAAAUGAUUCUCGUCACGUAGCACGGCUGUCGCUGGAUAUUGCCCUUGUAGCCCAGCAGCAGCAAUUCAGAUUUUAGUGAAGCAGAGCAGAGCAGAGCAGGGCCGUCAUGGUGUUGAAGAUGGGAGAAGGGAUCUUCCUCAGGAAGAAGAGCAGUGACGAGGAUGCUAAGACUCUGGGCCUGUCGACUGGCCAGGCUCUGUCGAAGCUGCGGGACCAGCUCAGCAGCCUGCUGGAGCAGCACCAAAGAGCUGCACCCAGACGAGCCUCUGUACAGGAACAGUGGGUGAAUAGCUUCCUUUACCAUGGCAACCGUCACUCCUGUCUCCAUUGGCCGGGAGCUGCCCUCACUCUACUGGUGGUGCUGGGACUCUUCUGUUGCUAUGGCAGCCAGCCAAAGGGCAGUUCUGGUAUAGAGUUUGUGAACGCUGCAGCCCUACUCCUCCUCCUCCUGCUGAACCUGCUGCUGAGCAGACGUCAGGAGCGGCUGAAGAGGAGCGAGAUGGUCCGCCGUCUCAAGGGCAUCAUCACACAGCUCAGCGACUAUCUGUCAGGGUGUGUGAGUGACUUGCGGUGGUCUCCAUCUAUGUACCCUGAUCUGUACACACCCUCAUCCCCAUCAUGGUCCCUUCACUGGACCUACCGCGACUCCCAUUUGGUUAACCUGCCCAUCAGUCUGCUGGUGGAAGGAGACAUCAUCGCUCUGAGGCCUGGCCAAGAGGCGUUCGCAUCCCUCAGAGGCAUUAAGGAUGAUGAGCACAUUGUGUUGGAGCCAGGAGAUUUAUUCCCCCCUUUCUCCCCUCCUCCUUCCCCACGGGGCACUGAGAAGAGAGGACCCCAGAGUCCCCAGCAACACCGUCUCUUCAGAGUGGUCCGGACUCCAGUACUGGACAUAGUCAGGAACAGUUUGGAGAUGGCGUUGACUCGACCAAUCACAGUGCUAGAUAAUGAGAGGUUUACAGUGCAGUCGGUUAUCGCCAAGCGAGUUUGUCCAGUUGUUCUGGUGGCAUUCCUGCUAGUGAACACUGUCCGCUAUUUUUGUGAUGCACCCAGCCUCACCCCCCCCUGCUUCAAUUUCUUUCAACUUCAGUUGAUGGGUGUUCUGCCCAUCUUGCCCCUGCUCUUCCCCGUCAUGUGGGUGCUGUUGAAUGCCUUCGGAGAGGCCAGGGUCCUCGCUGAGUUCAGCCGCGCAUCACCAGCUGGUCUGCUUGCUAAAUUCUCUGAGGACACUCUAAGCAGCUACACCGAAGUGGUUUCCUCCCAGUCAGCACGUCUUGACCGAGCACCUCUGGAUGAGUUGCUGCGUUGUGUGUGGAGACACUUUGUUGGCGUCCUGAAGGGGGAGUCUCAGACACUCUGUUAUACUUCCAGCCUUUUACACACUCUGGGAUCCGUCACUGUGCUGUGUACUGUGGACAAGCAGGGCAUCCUGUCGUGGCCUAACCCCAGUCCAGAGACUGUGCUGUUCUUCAGUGGACGAGUGGAGCCGCCUCACAACAGCCAGGAUGAUCUCAGAGACGACCUGUCUGUCAGCUCCUACUGCCGAAUGGAGACGGAUGAUGACCGCGAUGAGGCCCAGGAGGCGGAGGCUCUGCUCUGUCUACCAGCAGAGUCCUCAGUCCAGCUUGGGGAGGGGCCCGAGCCCAGCGAGACGUCACAUGACACCGCCCGCUCGACCGACACAUUCCGGCUGCGGCGCGCCUGCCAGCCUGCACACACUCGCACCAAACACCACUCUGGAUCCAACGUGAGCUUCAGCCAUGACACUGAGGGAGGCGAGGAUGGCCAGGCCCAGGACUAUGGGAUGGGCUGCCCGGAGGCGGAGGCCGACGACUUUGUGUGCGACUACCACCUGGAGAUGCUGAGCCUGUCGCAGGACCAGCAGAACCCGGCCAGCAUCCAGUUCGACGACCUCUCCUGGCAGUGCCACCUGCCGUCCCUCAAGCCGCUGGGCCUCAACAUCAUGCUGAACCUGUGCAACGCCAACGUCACCCAGCAGCUCUGCCGCUUCUCCGACCACCUGUCCAACAUGGCGCUGCAGGAGAGCCACGGCACCGUGCUGCCCGUCUACGUCCCCUGGGGGCUCUGCGAGCUCUCCAGGCUCAUAGGAUUCACUCCUGGUGCGAGGGAGCUGUUUAAACAGGAGAACCACUUGGCACUGUACCAACUGCCAACAGGAGAGAAGACGAAGGAGUUCCCGUCCCGUCGCCUUCAUUACUUCAUCAAACGCCAGCCUCCCAUCUCCCACCUUAUCUCCCUGUUUGUACGAGACUCUUCCUCCAAUAACGUCCAAAUGCUGUCGCAUGGCUCGGCCGACCUCAUCCUGGAGGCCUGCACUGACUUCUGGGAUGGAACUGACAUCUAUCCCCUCUCAGGCUCAGACAGAAAGAAGGUUCUGGACUUCUACCAGCGUGCGUGUCUGUCAGGCUACUGCUCAGCAUUCGCCUACAAACCCAUGCAGGUAUCCUUGUCCAGCCAGCUGAAUGGGAAGUGUGUGGAGUUGGCCUCCGGUCCCUGCCUCUUCUCCGGAGUGGAGCUGCCCUCCACCACCCCCAUCAAACACACCUCCUGCAGGAACAGCUGGAGCUCCGACGAGGGUAUAGGUGAGGGAGUGGAGCGCGAGGACUGUGUUCAGGCCCUGAGUGGGCAGAUCUUCAUGGGUAUGGUAUCGUCUCAGUUCCAGGCGAGGCUGGACACAGUCCGGCUCAUCGAUGCCCUGGUCACCGCUUGUAUCCGGUUUGUUUACUUUUCCAUGGAGGACGAGCUCCGCAGCAAGGUUUUUGCAGAGAAGAUGGGUUUAGAGACAGGCUGGAACUGUCACGUCUCCUUGACUCCCAACGGAGACAGUCCCUGUGAUGGAGCUCCAAACAGCCCUGGUCACGGUUCCCUUCAUGAAGACCUGAACCAAGAUUCUCGGGACGAAGCAGAAGGUCCACUGCUGCCGGAGGACUGUGACCUGGCCAGUUUCCAGCCCACAGACAGUGAUGUGCCCAGCUUUCUGGAGGACUGCAACAGGGCCAAGCUACCUCGUGGUAUCCACCAGGUUCGUCCUCAUUUGAAGAACAUUGAUAAUGUGCCUCUUUUGGUGCCACUCUUCACUGACUGCACCCCUGACACCAUGUGUGAGAUGAUGAAAAUCAUGCAGGAGAACAGGGAGGUUACAUGCUGUCUGGGAAGCUCCGCCAAUUUCCGCAACAGCCGCCUGUUCCUACAGAGUGACCUCAGCAUCGCUCUGGACCCUCUGUACCCCUCUCAGUGUUCGUGGGAGACGUUCGGCUAUGCCACCGGAGGAGGAUUUAACGACAGAGACGUCGAAGGUCUGUCUCCUCUGAGGCUCUCCGGACAGCUCAACAGUCUGGGUUGUUGCGUCACCUUCCACCAAGGAGAGAGCGUCAGCAUGGUCAAGCUCAUAGAGCAGGCACGACACACAACCUACGGCAUCCGCAAGUGCUUCCUUUUCCUGCUGCAGUGUCAGCUCAGUCUGGUCGUCAUCCAGUUCUUAGCCUGUCUAGCUCAACUUCCUCCUCCCAUGAACACCACUGAUAUCCUCUGGUUGUCCUGCUUCAGCUGCCCGCUGCUAAGUGUGUCAUUUUUGGGGAAGCCACCAGACAGUUCAGUCAUGACGGUUGCCACGGGGAAGAACCUAGAUGCAAUUCCAAGGAAGACCCAGAACUACUUCCUUGGCUGUUUCCUGUUGAAGUUCGGCCUGACAGUGUGUGCCUACCUGGUAGCCUUCGGGUUCACCCUGCAUCAGCUCUGCAUCAGAGGCAACUCCAUCUUAGCUGACAACUCCACCUUAGCUGACAACACCACCGUCAACUGCCUUUAUAUACCCAGCUCUUCGGACGACGCUCCUCGCUGGUUCAGUGAGCUGUCCAAUGGCCUGCUGCUGACUCAGAAGGUCAUGGCAGGGUUCCUUGUCUUACACACAGUGGUGAUCUCCCUCAGCUACGUCCACCGCUCUCAGCCUCUGUGGAGAAAGAGUCCCCUCAGAAAUACCUGGUGGUGUCUCACUGUCCCUGUGGUACUGCUCAGCCAGAUUGUUCAGGCCACAGUGGAUUACCAGUUGUGGCGCGACCGGGGCAGCCUCCUGACCUUUCACCUGGCUGACAUACCCCUGCUGGCCUGGCUGCUGGUCUCUCUGUCCCCGCUGGUGGUGGUGUUGGUCAACGAAGUGGUGAAGCUACACGAGAUACGGGUGCGAGUUCGCUACCAGAAGAGACAGAAGCUGCAGUUUGAAACAAAGCUGGGGAUGAAUUCUCCAUUCUGAUGCGCUCCCUCUGAGGAAAUGGGUGUUGUGGCAAUACUGGGAACCAUUUAGUUCUGGAAACCAGGGAAGGGCAGGGUGAAAACACACUGCAUAACCCUCCGUUAACAUUUCAGCCCAACAGCACUGCAACCAUCAGGUGGAGCAACCAAAUGUCACGGUGGGGGCUUUAUGUCACGGAUGUUUUCUUGAAACAGUUGAUAUUGUAUCAGUUAUCUGAAGGUCAGGGAAAAUUCCAAAGCAUUCAUUUCCAUUUUAAUAGAAAAGAGCCAAAAAUAGGCAACUAUUUAUUGUCUGGUUUUUAGUUAGUUUUAACGGCAUGAGGAAUGUUUUCUGAAGAGGUUUAUGCUUUCUCACGAUCACUUCUGUUCUCGAUCUCUGAGAGACUUGUGCAUGGUCGCUCUCAUCUCCAGAAAUGUCCCAGGCCACAAACAGAGGACGUUUUUAGUAAAGUUAAUUUUAAUGUGACCCUAUGAGACACACAUUGAAUUGUCAUAUCCAGCUGACAUUCACAGGAAAACACAUUGGGCUGCAAAGAAAAGUAACUGUGGAGCCCCAAAGUGUUCAAUAUUAAGUAAACAAAUGUGUAAUUAUAAAAAUAAUAAUAAUUGAUGCUUUUAUUUUUAAUUCACAAAUUGUUUUUAAAAAUUUAAUUAAAAUUAAAAUAAAAUAAAAUUAAUACAUUUUACACAAUUAAAUCAUAUGAUAUCUUUUUUUUUUUUAUUUAAUAUUGAACACUUUGGGCCUCCAUAUGUAACAAGGUGUUUGGUCAUUGCUUGGCAUCUACAGAAUAGGCUGUAACACUACCUCCGGAACAAAAUGUGACAAAGAAGCUUUUCUAAGUUUACUUUCUGAAUUAUUCUGUCAUUCAGCGUUUGAGCCGCGUUUUAAUCUUCACUGUGAUCGCCCGCAAGACGACGUUCCCUAUUAAUUUUAUUGUGUUGUGUUCUUUGUUGUUACUAAAUUUCAGCCCAGUCGCACAGCAGUUUGUGAAAUAAGUUGAUUUAUUUGUCACGUAACGUCCGUACUUAAGUUACAACGGAGUUAUUUUAACCCAAACUACGAUCUUACUAAGAAGUUUUAUUUUGAAAAGACUGGAACAGAAAUUGACCCUUGUGUCACAUUUUGCUGCACAUUGGAAGGAAAAAAACAUUAAAAAAUGCGUUGUUGAAAGUUGUGCUGAGCAAAAAAAAAGGAAAUUUGUGUCUAUGUACACGAUCAAAUAGAUUAAAUUUCGUGACUAUUUCACGAACUGCUGUGAGACUGUGUUGCAAAUUCCUGAGCUAAGCCGAGCCUGUUGUUACACAAUACGGACUACAGAUUAAGGAUUGAAUUUGAUCAGUCACGUUUUACACGUAUUUAAAUAUAUCCUGUAUACACAUUUAUCUAACUGAAGAAUGUGCCAGCAUACUACUUUUGAACCCACGCAGCUGGCUGUGCCGUGAUCUUGUGAAAGGUGCUUUGUAUCAUUCAGUUGCCUUUCUUCUCAUGCUGUCUGGCUGUUUCAGCUCUCAACACCUCAACAGACAGUUUGUUUUAAGGUAUAAAAAUUUGUAGAUUUCCUCGAUCACCCCAGAUUUCAUAUUUGAUCUGCUGACCGUCAUAUUCCACAUAUUUGGAUUUCUCUCCUGAUCACCUUCAAGUGUCCCCAUUACUCUGCUGUGUUCUGUUAAUGUGCAGCAUCAGCAGACGUCUGUAUCACUGAUGGUCUUUUUCAUUCAGACCAGCCUUCUUUCUGGUGCUGUCAUUAUUGUCAGAUGGAUAAUGAUUUUAAUAUGUAUACAAGUGGAUACAAGGAUGAUGGUAUUUGUUUGCAAUGUAUUACUUCAGAAGUAAAUACCAUGCUUUUAUGUCACUCUUUAUACAAAAACGGAGCAAUGGAAAUCAUUGUUGUCAGUGCUGGAUUAACCGCUAGGAGUUUCCCGGGUCAAUAAUGAGCCAAUUUAUUUUCCUGAAAAUGUAUUAUAUCCCGAUAUUUAUAUUAGUAUUGUGAUAAAAAAAUUAUAAAUAGGAUUUUUUUUUUUUUUUUUCGAUUUUAUUUAUGUGGGGAAGUCACAUUUACAUAUUACUUUACAAUUUUUACUCCAUUUUUAGAAUCUUUUUUUUUUACCCAUAUCGCUCAGCCCUAUUCUAAAUAAAUUUGCAUUCAAUCAAAUGACCACAAAGUGAGUGGACCCUGAAGCUCUGAGGUAUGUUGGUUGGUUAUCCAGCCUUGAUUCUUGUCCACUUAUAGAGAGGUGAAGUCCCUCCCCUUCCCUUUGCCCCCAUGGGACCUUAAUUCAGAAAAGAAAAAUAUGCACGGUAGUCAACAGCGAGAGACGAUAUUUUUUUGAUCCCGUUUGAAUUGCGUCAUUAAUCACACAGAUGAUGUUUGUCAAUUUAAAACAUAAUUUUACAAGUUAAGAAACUCUCCGUUUGUUGUAGGUUUGUCGUAGUAUCACUUAGUUUUGUCUGACACCGCUCAGUGAACAACAUCUCUCGUCACGCACAAUAUACGUCACCAACACUAGCUAGCUAGCUGACUUAACUAUGUUCCAAACACAAAUAAAACGUUAUUUAACCUGAUGUGUUUUAUCCAGAGAUUCCUGGUCUUUUUAUUAGCCGGGAAGUGAAAGAACGAUCAGACCCGUUGCUGGUGUGAGUUCAUCCCAGUAGGAGACACACAGACACAGAUCGUAGCUUCAGAGAGAGAGAGACGUCACCUACCACACUUUUUGGUGUCUUUUCU